Molecule: messenger RNA, 1228 nt
Organism: Sodiomyces alkalinus F11
Lineage: Eukaryota; Fungi; Ascomycota; Sordariomycetes; Glomerellales; Plectosphaerellaceae
Exons: 2
Coding region: 117-1130 (337 amino acids)
Source: RefSeq, a predicted model, not a curated record
GAAGGUUCUGAGCGACGGACGUUUAAGGCACCGUUCCUUACAGCCUGAUCGCACACUGCCUUCCGAUUGACCUCCUGUGGCGGUGGCUGUGACCAGACGUCUGACAACGAAUAAUAAUGCGCCACGUUGUCGUGCGUCAGCCCAUUUUACUGGAGCGGCAGGUUUACACUAAUAGCGCGGGCGGCCUCCUAACGUCAAAAACAUAUACUUGCGCUUGUUGGCACACCUGCCGCCUUGUUCUCCAUCCAUCGCCGCUGAUUAUGUCGUUGAGCAUUCUUCUCCCGCAGCUACUCUUGCCCCGCAGGAACGUCGAGUUGGGGCGGUUCACCGCCAGCGUCGAGCAACCGCACCAGAAUUAUCACGACCCAGGAUACGGCAAAUCCCCUGAGGCCGUUGUGUCUGCCCGUCACUCCUUCGCGGGAUUCAGUGAACAGGGCACCACCUCUAGCUUCGCAUCGGCGCUCACUUCUCUCAUGUCUGCGGGUUUCUCGAGGCGUGCCAAGACGAGGCUUCGAGUCGACGCAGACGCCGUGAGAACGUACACGCUCGACAACUCCGAAGAGUGGUUCAACGAGGCGGCGAGCCUGGUGGCCACAAGGAGAUGGAUUGAGCGGACUGUUGACAAAGGCUACGACAUCUACAUGAUAACGGCAUUUCACACGGUCACGAACUCCCGCAUUGCACAAGAACAAACCUGCGACAGUGGCACCGACGGCCAGAUCAGCAUUCCUAUAAGCCUAUCGCUCGCAUCAGUGGGAGCCCUCGUACCCCUCAGCGAUAUCCUCGACCCUGCCAUCGGCGGCACCAGCAGUGGCUUUACCAAUGUGCGGACGUGCUUUGAGGCGCCUGGGGAGCAAGUCUGCGCAUUCCAGUACCGUAAGGUCCGGUAUCGAUGGCUUUCGAGUAACAACAUCGACAAGUGGCGGCUCUCAAAGUCGCCUCGCUGGUCGUGCUUGGAGAGAGGGAGGGACGAGGAAGACGGAGAAGACGAUAUUAUCGAGGUGGACACGGGGGAGCUCGAGCAGCUGGAUGGGGAAUGGGAGAGGAGAGAAGCAGGCGAUGAGGUGUUGCUGGCGCGGGUGGAUAAUGAAAGCGCGAUGCAAGGUGGAAGUGUCGCUGCUCCCGCCUGAGGUACGGCGAGGCCGCCGCAAUAUGCCUCGACGCAUCGACGACAAUUGGGCUCCGGACGCUAUGGACGUCCGCGACGCGUGCCGGGACACCAUAUCAC